This is a messenger RNA of Musa acuminata AAA Group (dessert banana), 2338 nucleotides long. Its product is annotated as probable polygalacturonase. Bases 571 to 1926 code for a protein of 451 amino acids. Gene Ontology annotation, molecular function: polygalacturonase activity. The record is from RefSeq and is a predicted model, not a curated record. Lineage: Eukaryota; Viridiplantae; Streptophyta; Magnoliopsida; Zingiberales; Musaceae. The transcript has 6 exons. Gene Ontology annotation, biological process: carbohydrate metabolic process.
GUGUUUGUCAGGGUUUUUUUGUUCGAGCCAAAUACGCCAAGUUGGUUCUCAUGCUGUCGCGGGGGCAGGAAAAUGGCUUUACCCUUCUGUCGACGUAUUAGAUUUGUCAGAUCCAUCACUCUUUGCUUGCCAUGGGGAUGGUUUCCUUCUUUUUUGUGUUUUUUAUUUUUAUUUUAUAUUUUUCUGCUUCAUCAAAACUAUCAAAAAUACGCCUUUCCUAUUCUUUUCAUUGCGACUAAAUCGUCCGAGAAUCCAAGGAAGGAAUUGGGGAUUCAAGACAAGGCGUCCGACCCAGAUCGUACCUCCCGUUCUUCAUUGGCCAUCCUCCCCGGAUGACCUCACCCGCUCUCCGGGGGAGUCGGUUUCCGGGUGUUCCUAGGAUUAAUUAACCAUGCUCCCAUUAUUGUUUUUUUCCUAUUAUAAAUAGGUCAGCUUCGAGUGUGUGUAUUUGGGUUCUUCUCCUCUUCUUCUCCCUUCCUCGAUUGGUCUGCUGCCAUUUUCUCGUACUGCCUCCUCUUCGGCUGGACCUGCGCUGCUUGGCUUUCGGGUGCCCUUCGUGCCGAGAGGCUCAUGAAGAGGCUUCUAGCUGUGCUUUUACUUUUAGCAGUUGCUGGUGCUCUUGAUGGCGAUGAAAGGAGUGAUGGGUAUUGUAAGCACAUGAGUCGAUCGACACCAAGACCACACAGCGUUGCCAUAACGGAGUUUGGGGCAGUGGGAGAUGGAGUGACUCUGAAUACGGUUGCCUUUCAGAAUGCUGUUUUCUAUGUCCGGUCAUUCGCUGACAAGGGUGGUGCUCAGUUGUAUGUUCCUAAAGGGAGAUGGCUGACAGGAAGUUUUGAUCUAACCAGUCACCUAACUCUGUUCCUCGACAAAGAUGCAGUUAUAAUCGGCAGUCAGGAUGCAUCUCAGUGGCCUCCUGUUGAGCCUUUACCCUCGUAUGGUCGAGGGAUAGACCUUCCAGGUGAAAGGCAUCGCAGUUUGAUAAAUGGAUACAACUUGAUUGAUGUGGUGAUAACAGGCAAUAAUGGAGGUAUUGAUGGGCAGGGUUCUGUUUGGUGGGAGUGGUUUCGUUCCCAUACCUUGAACUACAGUCGUCCUCAUCUUCUUGAACUUGUGAGUUCUAGUGACAUUGUGGUUUCAAACUUAACCUUUUUGAAUCCCCCUGCCUGGAGCAUUCAUCCAGUCUAUUCCAGCAAUGUGACGAUCCAGAACAUAAUCAUCCAUGCUUCAUCUGAUUCCCCAUAUACUGAUGGUAUAGUACCAGAUUCAUGUUCAAAUUUCCACAUCGAAGAUUGCAGCAUCAAUGUCGGACAUGACGCAAUUGUUCUCAAGAGUGGUUGGGACAGCUACGGUAUCUCUUUUGGCAAACCUUCUUCGAAUAUUCAGAUCAACAAUGUCCAUCUGCAGACAUCUCUUGGUUCAGCACUUGCUUUUGGCAGUGAGAUGUCUGGUGGCAUCUCAGACGUGCGUGUGGAGCAUCUCUAUAUCCGCAAUUCUCACACUGGCAUAAACUUCAAGACCACCCGCGGGCGAGGUGGCUACAUUGAAGAUAUUGUCAUAUCAGAUGUGAAAAUGGAAAAUGUUCAUGAAGCAAUUCAGUUCACAGGUUACUGUGGGGCCCAUCCUGAUGACCAAUUUGAUCCUGAUGUUCUCCCGGUAGUCAAGCGAGUCACCAUAAAGGAUGUGGUCGGUACCAACAUCUCCAACGCCGGAGUAUUUUCAGGAAUCGAUCAUGAUCCCUUCACUGCCAUCUGCCUUGCGAAUAUCAGUUUGCCUAUCACCUCAGACCUCUCUGAUCCCUGGACUUGUUCCAAUGUCGCUGGAUUCUCUGACUCGGUCUUUCCACAGCCAUGCUUGGACCUGAGCUUGAAUUCUUCUCUGUUCUGCUUCUCCCUUGAAACCUUUGGAGCUAUCGCGGAAAUCUAGUGAUAUCUUUUUGCAGUGCGAGUACCAUUUGUUCAUUCUCCUCUGUACAAUCGAAAAACUUGAGCUCAUCAAUAUUUGUGCCAAUUCUUUCCAAUAAAUCCCAACGAAAGUGAAUACCUUUUCAUCUCUACCAUCGAUUUAACGCGUACUGUUUGCCAUAGUACCCAAGUUGAGGGUUGUUCUGUUCCCAGCAAACAAAUAUUCCACAUCAGAGAUGAUGGCGUGCUUGCUUGUACAGCUAGAUUUCUUCAUUCAAAACCUGUAAGAAAAAUUUUUGAUAGGUGUUGGAAUUCAGAUGUUUGAUUGAUAUUGUAAUUUGUCAUUAUCCUAUUGGUCUUGGUUAGUAGUUUGUAUAUUUUUAUCCUGUGUGUGGGAAUCCAGAACGGAAAUCAAAUCAGCCAUGGAAUGAUUA